AAAUAAAGGUACAGUGCGAUAGGACAAUAUACAAAACUUCCAAAAUGACGGACCGCCGGUUCACAGGCUUGCAAAGGCAGGUCCUGGGCCUGUACCGGGCAUGCUUGCGCAGUAUCCGUGCGAAACCUGAGGAGGCUAGGCCUAGCUUAUUUGCUUUUGCCCGCAGCGAGUUUGAACGAAAUCGAAACAUUAGCCCACGGGAUAUUCAACGAAUAGAGCAUCUCCUGCGCCAUGGAAGGAAGCUCAUGGAACUGCUCAAGGCAAGCGAAGCCAAAGGGGUAAUUUUUCGAUCAGGGUAAGGCAUGUUUUAGUCAGGCCGGCUUGGAAGGUAUUCAGAGAGGCCAGACAUCGACGUCGGGAAGGUGUUCAGAGAAGCCAGGCAUCGACUUCAGGAAGAUGUUCAGGCAUUUUAUAUGGCUUUACCAAUGAAUCGUCUUGCGCUGCCAAGGAAACAUGCUCUUAUCACGGUCCAAGGGCCGUUGUUCGGGAAUGUCCCGUCCCACAGACGCGGCAGCUCAUGCAGGACCAGGACCGGAAAAGUGGCGUAAAUUCUGUGGAUUUGGGGAAGACUGCUUGGCUAAUCCGACAGGUCAACUUCCUGGAACCUUUUCACAGCUGCGGUAGCGCGGUUGUCCAGCUGGUGUGUAGUCCUGUCGCGGAAGCAGCGGGUGUAAGACAAAGUGCUUUUGGGGAUCACACGGGAAAUGGGGAAAGCUGU
Volvox carteri f. nagariensis is the source of this 718-nucleotide messenger RNA. RefSeq lists its product as uncharacterized. NCBI's taxonomy places the organism in Eukaryota, Viridiplantae, Chlorophyta, Chlorophyceae, Chlamydomonadales, Volvocaceae. The record is from RefSeq and is a predicted model, not a curated record. Gene Ontology annotation, cellular component: mitochondrion. Bases 45 to 299 code for a protein of 84 amino acids. Gene Ontology annotation, biological process: mitochondrial respiratory chain complex II assembly. The transcript has a single exon.